Messenger RNA from Arachis ipaensis, 957 nucleotides. The record is from RefSeq and is a predicted model, not a curated record. Lineage: Eukaryota; Viridiplantae; Streptophyta; Magnoliopsida; Fabales; Fabaceae.
AUGAUGAAACAGCAAGAACUUACAAACAAGAACAAUGAAGCUUCCAUAAGAAAUAUAGAAAGGCAGAUUGGACAGCUUUCCAAGCAAGCUCUAAGGAGUGGAAAGAUUUUGGUGAAAGACGAAGAAGCAACCAAAAAGCCAAAUGAGAAUGACAAGAAACAAGCUGAGAAAGAGGAUGCCAACAGGAAGCAAGAGUUGACAGCAGGUAAGCAGGCUCAAAAAAAGGAUGACCAGCCACAAGAUUUAAGGAAAAGGAAGCAAAUAAUGGAAGAACCAGCCAAGGAACAGAGGCAGGGAGGGAAGACUUUCACACCUCCCUUGCCAUAUCCCCAAAGCAUCAACAAGGAGACCAAAGAUCAACACUUCCCCAAAUUCCUUGAAGUCUUCAAGAAAUUGGAGAUUAAUAUCCCUCUGGCUGAGGCAUUAGAGCAGAUGCCUCUAUAUACAAAGUUCUUGGAAGAGCUUAUCAAUAAAAAGAGAAGUUGGCAUGGGAAGGAAACUAUAUUUCUCACUGAAGAAUGCAGUGCAUUAAUCCAGAAAGGGCUUCCCCCAAAACUUGAGGACCUUGGAAGCUUUUUCCUACCUUGUGCCAUUGGCAACAUAAGCAUUAAUAAAGCAAUGUGUGACUUAGAAGCCAGCAUCAAUCUAAUGCCCUCUUCUCUGGUGAAAAAGCUAUGCAUAGAGGAGGUAAAGCCCAUACAGAUGUCACUAGAGCUAGUGGACAAGUCUGUGGUGUUUCCCAAAGGUAUGAUUGAAAACCUUUUGGUCAAAGUGAAUAAGUUUAUAUUCCCUGCAGACUUUGUGAUUCUGGACCUAGAUGAGGAAGGAGGUAAUUCCAUUAUACUAGGAAGACCAUUCUCGGCUACAGCAAGGGCUAUUAUAGAUGUGGAACAAGGGGAAUUGACCUUGAGAGUGCAUGAUGAGAGCAUUACUCUAAAUGUCUUUCCAGAAACAUAG